Messenger RNA from Linum tenue, 420 nucleotides. NCBI's taxonomy places the organism in Eukaryota, Viridiplantae, Streptophyta, Magnoliopsida, Malpighiales, Linaceae. The record is from the annotation of a GenBank genome assembly.
AUGAAUUCCGCCAUGAUCAAGCUCUUCCUCGUCUUGGGCCUACUGGCCACCUCCUGCGUCGCUCAGGCGCCGACCGCCACCCCGACUCCGGCACCCACCGCCGUCCCCACGCCGGCAACUCCUGCUCCUGCUCCGGUCGCCACUCCGACUCCCGCUCCGGCUCCGGCGCCACUCACCCCUGCUCCCACUCCAGCUCCCACCGCAUCCCCAACUCCCGCACCUUCAACUGCUCCCUCCACCGCCCCCACCCCUGCUGCUGCUUCUCCCCCGGCUCCCCCUACUUCCCCCGCCGGCUCGCCCGCCGCCGGACCCAAUGCUGACGUCCCUCCUUCCGGAAACUUCGCCGCCGGGCUCGACAGAGUCUUCGUCGCCGGUACCGCCGUUUCGGCUGCCCUCUUCGCCUUCGUGGCUUUGGCCUAG